CCCUGAGAGGUAGAAGUAACGAAGAUUUCUGUGGUUUGAAAGUAUGAAAAGAAACUAAAAAGUAGCCGGAAAGAAUUGCCCCGGUCAGGGUGAACAGAACUUAAGGCAAGGAGCAGUCUGACCCAGCUCAUGGACAGACUGGAGACUGACUCCAUCAGUCCAGAGAAAGUACAAACCGACAAGAGAAAUUACUGCAGGCCUUGUAAUGGCCACUGAAAGACAGUAGAGCCCGAGCUGGCGGCAUGAGCGAGUUCACAUCGUCUUUCCGGAGGAGCUUCAGGCGGCUCACCUGGCAUGGGGGGCUUGGGCGCCCCAGAGCAGGGGGGACACUGGGGGCAAAAGGUCGGGGCACAGAGAAAGGCAUCGAGAGAAGCAUUUCAGUUGAAGAGAAGACGCCAGAACAAGAUGUGUCCCGAUAUUCAGCACAGUUCUUUGAAUAUCUGGUGGUUGUUUCUCUAAAGAAGUCCAGUGCAACAUACGAGCCACAGAUAACCUACCAAUUUCCGAAGAGAGAGAAUCUGAUGCGUUCCCAGAAGGAGGAAGAGGAAAGUUUACUCAAAGCGAUCCCAUUAUUUUGUUUUCCAGAUGGCAAUACCUGGGCCCCACUCACUGAAUACGAAAGUGAAACCUUCUCCUUCGUCCUGACCAACAUGGAUGGCAGCAGGAAGUUUGGCUACUGCAGACGCCUCUUGCCACGUGGAGGAGAAGCCCGACUGCCAGAGGUUUUCUGCAUCAUCAGCUGCCUGGGCUGUUUUGGCCUUUUCUCCAAGAUUCUCGAUGAGGUUGAGAAGCGGAGGCAGAUCUCUUUCGCUGUGAUCUACCCCUUCAUGCAGGGGCUGCGGGAAGCAGCAUUCCCAGCUCCAGGAAAGACUGUCUGUGUGAAAAGCUUCAUUCCGGAAUCGGGAACAGAAAUCAUCAAGCUGACACGGCCCUCUGACUCUCGCCUAGAACACGUGGACUUCUCCUCUCUCCUCAAAUAUUUAUCUGAGGAAAAUGUCAUUCACAUCUUUGCCUCAUUGUUGCUGGAGCGACGAGUGAUAUUCCUGGCAGAGGAGCUCAGCAUCCUGUCUCAGUGUAUCCAUGGCAUUGCUGCCCUGCUCUACCCAUUCACCUGGCAGCACACCUACAUCCCAGUCCUGCCCAAGGUGAUGCUGGACAUAGUCUGCUCUCCAACACCUUUUGUAGUGGGAGUCCAGCGACAGUUUCUGGAACAGCUGCAAGAGCUGCCCAUCGAGGAGUGUUUAAUGGUGGACUUGCACCCGGGGACAUUCUUGAAAAAAGUUGGUGAUGAGAAUGACAUUCUGCCCCACAAGCUGUACAAGGAGCUUCUGAACUCCCUGCAAAGCCAGAGAAAUUCCUGCCAGUCCAGCCAGGAGUUGAACAAAAUGGUGACAAAUACCUUUGUGCUUUUCUUUAUUAAAAUCGUUGGGCAUUAUCCUGCUCACCUUAAACGAAACGGCAAUGAGACCACCUUCCAAGACAAGCAAUUCCGCAAAUCCGUCACAUCUAAAUCCAUCCGCAGGUUUCUCAAAACCUUCAUGGUGACGCAGAUGUUCUCGUUGUUUGUUCAGGAGCUCCAGGGACGUCCUUGUUCUCAGGAAGGGUUUUUCGAGCAGAAGAUAAGAGAGCAUCAGGAGAGCAGAAAUAAAGUAAAAUAGGUUACUUUAUACCAAAGAGAGGAGCUGACAUCAGGAGGACCAUCGAUUGUUAGGCUGCAACCUCUCCCCGGCCUGUCAAUCAAAGGCCAGAAAUACAGAGCCACUAAAUGCUCAGGGUCAAAGAAGGAGGCGGAUACCUCAAAAGCUUGUCGUCAUUGCAAGUGGCUUGUAAAUAUUGAAUGUUUCUAUUUAAAUAGACUAAUUUUUGAAAGGACUAUUUGGAAAAGAGAAAGCGAUAUAGAGGAGAUCUUUGAAUAUUUUAAACAAUGGUUUCAUUGACGUG
Molecule: messenger RNA, 1941 nt
Organism: Carcharodon carcharias (great white shark)
Lineage: Eukaryota; Metazoa; Chordata; Chondrichthyes; Lamniformes; Lamnidae
Product: DENN domain-containing protein 2D-like
Exons: 13
Coding region: 243-1658 (471 amino acids)
Cellular component (GO): cytosol; nucleoplasm
Source: RefSeq, a predicted model, not a curated record